AGGUGUAUCUGUCUGAUUGUCGAUCUUAGUGGACGCCAACACAAACUAACAAUUCAAUCUUACGUGAAUGUGUGUAUGUGCGUGCGUGUGUAGGCGUGUGUGGAUACAUCCGUGAUUAUUGCUCAUGCUCAUUCUAUCCCACUAAAGAAUAUCCAUUACGCUCAAAUUAUAUUAUCGAAUAGCCAAACAACACAGUGUGUGAGAAGCUAGUUUGAUUAUUCAUUCUAAAUUAUACAGCAAAAUAUUUAUUAUAUCAGUUAAAAGUGAAAUAAAAUAAUGCAACAAUAAGCUCUGUGGAUUUUUUUCUAAAAAUAUUCCCUAAGAAAUUCUAAUUUUUUAAAGGAAUUAAAAUAACAAGAUUCACGUAAAUGCCAACAAAAUUCAGAAGAGUAAAAGAGAAAAUAAAAAGUGAAGUUGAAUACAUGUUUCACAUAAAUUGAUCCAUUUGAGCAGUUGGUUAUCUACCGAAUGGAUGACAGAUGACAUCGGUAACAUAAUGCAACAUGAAUUUUUAUGCUGAAUGUUUAACACUCACUCACUCUGAAACACAUACAUGCAAACAACAGAAUUAUGGAUACAAAAUCAAGACUGACGAAACUCAUGAUUACAACUUUGUCAAGAAAUUUAAAAUAUUCAUUAUUUAUUCCGUUAUUAUUAUCACUAUUAUUGUCACACAGUGUACAAAUUAGUUUUUGUGAUUAAUAAAAAGAUAACCAAAAAAAAAUGGCUAUUGAGCAUAAGGCUCAUGAUAUUCACGCUCAAAGUAUAACCAAUGCGAAUCCGACAGUGACAACAGUAACAUCGACAUUUAACAGUGGAGCACUGACAACAACACAUACUCACAGUAUAGGCAACACUAAUCUAACAGCGCAUGAUGAUAAUGAUAACUCUGAAGGAGAUGAAGAAGAGGAAGAGGAUGAAGAAGAGGAAGGCGGUGGCGGCGAAGAUGAAGAUGAUUCUGAAAAGACACAACCCACAGAAAUAUGCAGAGAUAUGAUUCGAAACUCUCGUGAAACUAAAAAGGUGUUCAUUAGUGAGAAGUUCAACUCUACACUACAGAUAAUGGGGGAAUCAAAUGUCCAACAUAUGAUGAACAAGAUAUUAAAAGUGGAAUUGACUAUGAAAAAUUGGAUUCAGUGAUGAAAAAAUCCAAAACUUUAACAACUAACAAUCCUACAAAUUCUACAAACAAACAAUCAGCAACUGUGUUGUAUAAGGCAGAGAAUGACAGCAGUCUGGAAAGUGCUAAAGAUGCAUCUAUGCGUAAUUUAGCCAAACGGACAUUGACUAUCGGAAUACCAGGAUUACGUAGUUCAAGUCAUAAAACGUUAUUCAUAUUUUCUGAAGAAAAUGCUAUCAGGAAAUAUUCAAAAAUUAUUAUUGAGUGGGGGCCGUUCGAGUAUAUGGUUCUUUCAACUAUUUUAGCCAAUUGUAUAGUUCUAGCUAUGGAAAUGCAUUUACCGUCGAAUGAUAAAACAGCCUUAUCGGAGAAAUUAGAACAAACGGAAACAUACUUCUUAAUUAUUUUUUGUGUGGAAGCAUUACUGAAAAUUGUUGCACUUGGUUUCUUGUUUCAUCGGAAAGCAUAUCUUAGAAAUAUAUGGAACAUUAUGGAUUUUAUUGUUGUAGUUACAGGUCUUUUAGCCUACAUUCUCCCAAAUCUUAAUCAACCUGCUGUUCGUGCUUUACGUGUGCUACGGCCACUUAAAUUAGUAACAGGAUUUGAAAGUUUACAGAUUGUGCUCAAAUCUAUUAUUAGAGCUAUGGCUCCAUUAUUACAGAUCAGCUUAUUAGUUCUAUUCGCUAUAAUCAUAUUUGCAAUUAUUGGCCUGGAAUUCUAUUCAGGUGGAUUUCAUAUGACAUGCUUUGAUUUGUAUAACCCAGACUAUUUACCACUUUCUCUACCGAAUAGACCAACAUUAGCACCAUGUAGUCUUUCAAAUGGUUCAGCAACUAGUACAGGAGCUGUUCCACAAGGGGCAUUUUUAUGCCCACCAAAUUAUAUAUGUAAAGGUUACUGGGAAGGACCAAAUUACGGGAUUACAAGUUUCGAUAAUAUUGGUUAUGCAAUGCUUACUGUAUUUCAGUGUAUCACAAUGGAAGGUUGGACGGAGAUAAUGUAUUCUACAAAUGAUGCAUUCGGAGAUCGUUUCAACUACUUAUACUUUGUACCACUAAUAAUACUCGGCUCCUUCUUUAUGUUGAAUUUGGUACUCGGUGUUUUGAGUGGUGAGUUCGCAAAAGAAAGAGAACGUGUAGAAAAACGUCGUGCAUUUUUGAAACUACGUCGACAACAACAAACUGAAAAAGAAUUCAACGGUUACAUGGACUGGAUACAAAAAGCCGAGGAAGUCAUCUUGGCUGAGGACACAACAACAGCAGAGGAACGAAUGCGUAUCAUAACAGCCCGCCGAAGAGCUGCUAAACAACGACUUAAACAAGCAGGCAAAGAUGCAUCAUUUAAUGAAUCAAAUUUUGAAGAUUCUGAAUUAUUUGCUGAAUCAAAAACCCAUUCAUCUUACGGUGAUUUAUUGAGACGUCGAAAAGAACGUUGUCAAGGAUGUUGGAGGAGAGAAAAGAGAAUUCGAUAUGCAAUAAGAAGAAUGGUUAAAAGUCAACCGUUUUAUUGGGCUGUAAUUAUACUUGUAUUUUUAAAUACUGUUUGUGGAGCUAUUGAACAUCAUGGUCAACCUGCAUGGCUUUCUACAUUUUUAUAUUAUGCUGAAUUUGUAUUCCUUGGCUUAUUUAUUGUCGAGAUGUUACUGAAAGUAUAUGGAUUGAAUGUACGAAUCUACUUUGAAUCGUCUUUCAAUAUCUUCGACUGUGUGGUUAUUAUAGGAAGUUUAUUUGAAAUCAUCUGGGGAUUUUUUCAUCCAGAUGCAUCUUUUGGAAUUAGCGUUUUACGUGCUCUGCGAUUGCUAAGGAUUUUUAAAGUUACAAGGUACUGGGCUUCAUUACGGAAUUUGGUGCUUUCCUUACUAAACUCUAUGCGAAGCAUUAUUUCAUUAUUAUUCCUACUCUUCCUUUUCAUCCUGAUAUUCGCCCUACUUGGCAUGCAAUUGUUCGGUGGAGACUUUAAUUUCGACGAAGGACGACCUACACAAAAUUUCGACACAUUUGUUAAAGCAUUGUUAACUGUAUUUCAAAUUUUAACAGGUGAAGACUGGAAUACAAUCAUGUAUAAUGGCAUAAGAGCACAAGGUGGAGUUACUGGAGGCGGUGCAAUUUACAGUGUCUACUUUGUAUUAGUUAUGCUUUUUGGAAACUAUACCUUGUUGAAUGUAUUUCUUGCCAUUGCUGUGGAUAAUUUGGCUAAUGCACAAGAAUUAACUGAAGCUGAAGAAGAACAGGCCAAAUUACAAGAAGAGAUACACUUAGCUGAGGAAGCAACAGAAAUGCGAUCGAAUGCUGAUGUGAACAAUAAUGGCAAUGUCAGGAAUAUGCAGACGACAGGAAACUUUGUGAAUAACUAUCAUAAUUCCAGUAAUCACGAUACAGAUCACACAUUAGAGACGAAGAAGGAUGAUAUGACUGAAAUAACCAGAAAUAGAACCGGUGCACAGAUGGAUAGUUUCAUGUUGAAUCAUGCCGGAAAUUUAAACUUUGCAUCACUUGAAAGUGAUGAUACAGCCAAGCUUCAAGGCUCUUCGCAAACUCAAGGAAAGCCUGUUUUACCCUACAGUUCAAUGUUUAUUUUUGCACCAACCAAUGCAAUAAGAAGAUUUUGUCAUUUUGUAGUGAAUUUACGCUACUUUGAUCUGUUCAUUAUGAUUGUGAUCUGUGCAAGUAGUAUUGCUCUAGCUGCUGAAGAUCCAAUAUCUGAACAGUCGAAAAGAAAUACAAUUCUUGAGCAUUUCGAUUAUGCAUUUACUGGUGUAUUUACCAUUGAAUUAAUUUUAAAAGUCAUUGAUUUAGGCGUUGUACUACACCCUGGUUCAUAUUUUCGUGAUACAUGGAAUAUACUUGAUGCAAUUGUUGUCUUCUUUGCCUUAGUAGCUUUUGUAGUUAGAUCGGCUACCUCAUUAGGACGAAUUGGAACCAGUACAUCUGCAAAGAAUUUAAACACUAUCAAAUCAUUACGUGUACUUCGUGUUCUUCGACCUUUAAAAACAAUCAAUCGUGUGCCAAAAUUAAAAGCUGUAUUUGAUUGCGUGAUCAGUUCAUUGAAAAAUGUUUUCAAUAUAUUAAUUGUAUAUUGGCUUUUUCAAUUCAUAUUUGCUGUAAUUGCUGUACAAUUAUUUCAGGGAAAAUUUUUUUAUUGUAAUGAUGUCUCUAAAGUGACAAGAGAAGAUUGCCAGGGACAGUUUAUUGAUUUUAAUGAUCGUGGUGUUCCAUAUGUUCAGAAUCGCACUUGGAGAACACGUGAUUUUAAUUAUGACAAUGUUAUUCACGCCAUACUUACACUGUUUACAGUGACAACUGGUGAAGGAUGGCCAGCGGUUCUGAGAAAUUCUAUAGAUUCUACAAUAGCCGAUCGUGGUCCAACUCCUGAUUUCCGUCAAGAAAUGGCUAUUUUCUAUGUGGUCUUCUUUAUUGUAUUUCCGUUCUUUUUUGUGAAUAUUUUCGUCGCUCUUAUUAUUAUCACAUUUCAAAAUCAAGGUGAAAAUGAAUUAAUUGAAUUGGAUUUGGAUAAAAAUCAGAAACGCUGUAUUGAUUUUGCUAUCAAUGCAAGACCAUUAUGUCGCUAUAUGCCCAAAGAUAAACGUUCAAUGAAGUAUCGUGUUUGGCGGCUUGUUGUUUCUACUCCAUUUGAAUAUUACAUAAUGGUUAUGAUUGCAAUUAAUACAUUAAUCUUAAUGAUGAAGUAUCAUCGGCAAGAACAGAAAUCAUAUUUUACAGCAUCUGUUGACACUGAACAACAAGCCUAUCACAAUUAUUGUAAUACACUGUUAUAUUUCAAUUCAGCUUUCACUGUUAUGUUCUCAAUUGAAUGUAUGCUAAAGAUAAUGGCAUUUGGACCAAAGAACUAUUUUCGUGAUCGUUGGAACAUUUUCGACUUUAUCACAGUCAUAGGAAGUAUAACUGAUGUAUUAGUUUCUGAGCUCCAGGAGUCAGCAUUUUUAAGUUUAGGAUUUCUACGACUUUUUCGUGCAGCACGUUUAAUCAAAUUACUACGUCAAGGUUAUAGUAUACGUAUUAUCCUAUGGACAUUUAUUCAGUCAAUCAAAGCAUUACCAUAUGUCUGUCUACUGAUUACAAUGCUAUUCUUCAUUUAUUGUAUUAUUGGAAUGCAGGUUUUUGGAAACAUCAAAACUGAUCCACAUUCUCAGCUAAAUAAUCAUAAUAAUUUCCAAACUUUUGGAGAUGGUAUACUGUUGUUAUUCAGAUGUGCAACUGGUGAAAACUGGCAAGAAAUUAUGCUUGACUGUGCAGCUGGUAAAGAAUGUGAAGGAUCUGGGGAAUCAUGUGGAAGUUCCUAUACAUACUUAUACUUUGCAACAUUCAACUUUUUAUGCUCAUUUAUUAUGUUGAAUUUAUUCGUAGCCGUUAUUAUGGAUAAUUUUGAUUAUUUAACCAGAGAUUCUUCUAUACUUGGUCCACAUCAUCUUGAUGAAUUUGUACGUGUUUGGGCUGAAUAUGAUCCUGGAGCAAAGGGUCUUAUUCAUCAUCGUGAUGUAUAUGAAAUGCUGAGGAAUAUGGAACCACCAGUAGGAUUUGGCAAGAAUUGUCCUUAUCGUCUGGCCUAUCGUAAAUUGAUUCGAAUGAAUAUGCCAGUCGAUGAGAAUGGAUGUGUUCAUUUUACAACCACACUAUUGGCUUUAAUACGUGAAUCACUGGGUAUUAAAACUGGACCAACUGAAAUAAUGGAUCAGCGAGAUAUGGAAUUAAGAGAGACUAUUUGUAAAUUAUGGCCAGUUCAUGGAAAGAAAAUGCUUCAUCUCCUUGUACCGCCAGAUUCAGAGUUACUUUACCACAAAAUGACAGUCGGAAAAAUUUAUGCAAGUUAUCUUAUCAUUGAAAAUUGGAGAGCUACACGUGCAUUUCAAGGAAAAGGAGGGACUUCGAAAUCAGCGAGUAUAUUGGCAAGAUUUUUUGGCGCAGUUAAACAAAAUGCUCACCAUCCAAAUGUUGGUUCUGAAACAGAAGAAGAAAGAGGAAGUCCUGACAUAAAUGAAUCCUCAGAAAAAACUGAAUCUAGUGGUCAACAUGUGAAAAAAAAUAAAAUUUUGUCUUUAGGUCGAAGUAUUCACAAUCAUCACCAUCAUACACCAAGAGGUUCACAAUCCACCGACCAAUUUGUACAUUCACCCAUUGUUAAAUCACUCAAAAAAUCUGGUGUUCUAGGUGAUAGGGAGAAAUCACCUCCUGAUGAGUUAUAUGGUACAAAAUACACUGAUAAGUCUGUAAAACAUUCAACUCACUUUAUUCAGAAUGAACAGAAUCCAGCUUACGAAGGGAUUGCUGCAAGAUGGUUUGACAGUCAACCAAAACGUCCUAAAGGGGAUUUCUCAGACAGGAGAGCUGCAAAUUUUGAAGAAACUGACAGAAGUUUUGGUAGCAGUGAAGAAUAUUCAGAGACAGCUUAUUGUCAACAUCUACCGUUGACGGAUUCACCAGGUGAAUAUUUUGAAGAUCGGCACAAUCUGGAUUUAGACCAGUCAAGACGUCGAAGACUACCGUACACAAAUACUAGUAGACGUAAUGUUGGCGACGAGGAGAAAUAUAUCCCCUAUAAAGCUAUACAGGAUCAUGAAUAUCUUCAAAGAUCUUUAAUUCCAGUGGAAGAAAGUGAUAUUCAUGGUCAUUUUCUGAGUGAGGAAAAUCUCCCAAAGUAUGAUGUAGAAUUCACAGAGGAUGAAAGAGAAAUACCAUACUAUGAACUGUGGGAUGGUAAUCGAAGCAACAAUUUAAAUUCUCCUCAAAAUUGCAUCCACAGGGCGGGAAAUAAGCGUCCUCUACCAUCACAGCACGAAAAUUCAAUACCUCUUUUUACAAGACAAAGAAAUGUUAUGGGAGAACCACUUUGGGGACUCAGAAAUAUACCUCAUCUAGCGCGUAUUCCUAGUGUUGAGUAUACCACUAUACAUCCAUCACAUCAACAACCGCUAAUGCAUGAAUCACAUGAGUAUGAUCUUCUUUCGUUGAAUAAAGACAAAUUAAACUUUUCUGCUGGUCCUUCUAGUUCAAUAUUUUAUCCCAUACCCCCACCCUCAGGACCAGAUACAAGUAGUCAUGCUAGACACCAGAUUUUUGAUAAAAAUAAACACAUAGAAAUGACACCUAGAGGAAUUCCAGCAAAUAUGCACUUUCAACCGAUACCACCACCAACGUAUUAUGAUUGGGAACCAUCUUAUAUAGGUCAGUCGUACAGUACUCCCAUUCGUGGUUCGUACAUUGAAACAGACAAAAUAAACUCAAAGUUGGUUAACUUGCAACCUCAGUCAGAUGAUUUUAGACCAAGGCCAUCACCUUUACACUUUUUCACUCCACAAUUUAAAAGACACCGUAUACCUCAUAAUAUUACAACACAAAUAACGGGACCAAAAAAACAAAUUCACAGAACUGCAACAGACAGUGGUAGUAAUACUAUUAAUACUGCUAACAAUCCUAUAACUUUCCGUGUUUGACUACUUCACCCACUACCACUGCUGUAACUGCUAGUUAUUAUUCAUCGUCUAAGGAUAAAAAUGUUAUCGUUAAACUAGGCGUUACACAUCCAUAUGAUGGAGCAUCAACCAGUCUAUCCCCACAAUCCACAGAUUCACAUCACUUCCAACAGAGAGUAGUAAAUCUUCCUCAUGCAUCAUAUUAUUGCGAAUAUAAACCGGAAACGUCGACAACUCAUCGACCAGAUAAUUCAUCAACAAGUUCAAGCGGUAAAGUCAACGAUGAUGAUGAUGAUGAUGGUGAGGAGGAGGAUGCAGACGGCGGUGUGAUAUAGUGGAAAUUAUAAAUACAAGGCACUUAAGUAAUUAGUUUCUUUUAUUUUCUAUUAAAUUAUACAAUUAUACCUUAUAUGUAUACUUUCUUACAAAUAAAAAACACUGUGAGUAAAUACAAUUUUUAUGUAUUAUAAUACGAUUUUUUAUUAACUGAAAUAUACUCCUCCUAUUUGUUCAAAGUAUACAAAGUAUGCGUGUAUACGCAAAGAAUCAAGAAACAUUAGUCAUUGGGAAAACGCAAGGACAAAUUGUGAUACACUCUAGUUACUUUUUUAUCAACUUACUGACUUCCCUUCUUAGCGUAUUCCACAUCACUAAUUCUUUGUUUCUUUCUUGCGUGUUUUACGUAUGAUGAGUACAUAAACAACUGAACCAUACACACAUUAUUAUGGAGUAUAUAUUUUUAUAUAUGUGAUGUAUAGAGCAAUUCUCAUUCCACUGUUUCGCUUUUUCCUUUCCCUCUGUUCCGUUGAAACUCCCUUCGCCCUUUCCCCUUGCUCACAUCCCUAUCCUUGUUUUCCUUCAGUUAAUUCCCUCUUUAACCUUUUCGUUUUCUAGAAUAGGACUGUAAACAUUUUUACUUCUCAUCUGGAUUUCUCUUUCUGUGUUUAUUUCUUAGUAUUAAAAAAUAUGACAUUUUGUGAAUACUAAUGUAUACAUGCAAAUAUGAUAUGACUAGUAUGGUGUGUAGUGGUCAAAAAAUAUAGACAUUUCAUUAUUAUUAUUAUGGUUACUUUGGGUUCCAAGUGGAACUCAAGAAUUCAGCAGCACAUCUCCACUUUGUCUUAAUCUCUGGGGUCCAAUUUAGAUUGUCCUAUGACAUUGGAGAAUAGGUAAUUGUUAAAAUGGCAUUAAAAUGCUUUUUUUCUGGUUUUGGUAUGUUCCUAGUCGAAUAUAAG
Trichobilharzia regenti is the source of this 8782-nucleotide messenger RNA. NCBI's taxonomy places the organism in Eukaryota, Metazoa, Platyhelminthes, Trematoda, Strigeidida, Schistosomatidae. The record is from the annotation of a GenBank genome assembly.